AUGGAAACAGCUGAGCCAGUGUCAUUUGAAUUCGCUGGCCAUGCAGUCGGUUCAAUGGCACCUCGCCGGAUGAUGAAUUCCAACCUGGGACCCAAUUUCUCCUUCUACAACAACCCAGUCACGUCGUUUCCUUUGCCAUACCAUCAGUCGUCCUCCACGACAUAUGGUUUCGGUCACUCACUCAAUCAGCAACCCCAGCAGCACCCCGGAUACCAACACUAUUACCUCACCGGCCAUCCACCGCUGAAUUCUCAACCCAUGCGUUUGUCAUCUGAGCCACCACCCUUUCAGCAAAUCCCCGAAAUCCGUCCAGCCAAGAACGCCAUCAGUCGUGUUAUAAGAGAUGCGGUACCUAGACCUGAACAGAAUACCCCGCCUUCGCCACUUGCAGCAUCUCAAGUGUCUGCUAGUGAGACUGUGCGGGUGAAAAAUCCUACGCCGACGGAGAUCGAAUUCUCAACCGAGGUGGAUAUCUUGAUGAAAGCAAUCCAAGCAAAGGCCGUGGCUCCCCAGUCCAGUCUGCAAUCGUUGCCUUCACUCCAACAGUUGACCCACGGCAGUAGAACCAGCUUCCCCCAGGCCUUUGCCAUGGCGUCUUCCACUGUUCGCAGCAACGUGGUCGUCGAAGAGCUCACGUCUCGGCCAGGGAAGAAACGAAAAUAUACGUGCAGAUUACCAAAUUGCGGAAAGAGCUUCGCCCAAAAGACUCACCUGGAUAUUCACACGAGGGCCCAUACUGGGGACAAACCUUUCAUAUGCAAGGAGCCUUCCUGUGGGCAACGGUUUUCCCAACUAGGCAAUCUCAAAACUCAUCAACGACGCCACACGGGCGAAAAGCCUUUCCAGUGUGACAUUUGCCAGAAGAGAUUUGCCCAGAGAGGCAAUGUCCGUGCCCACAAAAUUACCCAUCAGCAUGCCAAGCCCUUCACAUGUCUGCUUGAUGACUGUGGGAAACAGUUUACCCAGCUUGGUAAUCUCAAGGUCUACCAGUCUCAUCAGAACAAGUUCCAUGCCUCCACGCUACGGAACCUGACACUCAAGUUCUCUCAAAUGCCAGAGGGACUGCAUAUGAGUCCUCAGGAUCGUGAACUUUGGGAGUACUUCGCUACACUCUAUAAGAACAGCAACAAAGGUAUAAAGGGCCGUGGCAAGGAUCGCAGGAUUUCCCCCACUGCUAAAUCGGAUACCGGAUCCGCCUUACGCGCAAGAACCCAGUCCCUCGACAGUGAUGAGGACAUAAAAGCGUUGCAGGGAAGCCGCGAGAGUUCUUCAGCCUACACUGGGAAUUCCAGCAGUGAAGAGGAUGACGGAGAAUCCUACUAUAUAGGCAGAAGGGGCCAUUAA
Aspergillus clavatus NRRL 1 is the source of this 1344-nucleotide messenger RNA. RefSeq names its product C2H2-type zinc finger protein. Gene Ontology annotation, biological process: regulation of transcription by RNA polymerase II. Gene Ontology annotation, cellular component: nucleus. Bases 1 to 1344 code for a protein of 447 amino acids. Gene Ontology annotation, molecular function: DNA-binding transcription factor activity, RNA polymerase II-specific; RNA polymerase II cis-regulatory region sequence-specific DNA binding. The transcript has 4 exons. Lineage: Eukaryota; Fungi; Ascomycota; Eurotiomycetes; Eurotiales; Aspergillaceae. The record is from RefSeq and is a predicted model, not a curated record.